UAUAAUCGUCCUUUCUACACCGACCCAUACCGCGACAGUCCCUUGAAGACACAACCACUAUGCUGCACUCAACAACUUUUGGGUUUUACUUCAGGAUCUAUCUUAGCAUAGCAUUCUUCGCCACCGGUGCAGUAGCUGAUAGCUAUUUCUUUAAUUUCACAGGCGGGCUGGGUCCUGAUGUUGCUGCUAUCUCGACGGCGUGCAAUGACGCUUUGGUGGCUGCAAUCGAUUGCGAUCUGUUUUUGACAUUUGCUAUGUCUGACAGUUACUAUGGACCCCUCAAUAAUCAGACACUGCAGGAUGGACUUUGCAAGGCCUCAUGUGGCACCGCCUUGAUUGCGUACACUAGCAAAGUCACAACUGCUUGCAAGAACGACCCUCAGCCUUUUCCAGGACUUCCGGCCACCUAUUGGGGCGAGCAAUCGAAAGCCGUAUAUGACUUGCUUUGCCUGAAAGAUGCAGCUACGGGGAAAUACUGCACAGAUUAUUUUGCGACACUCACCGGCACUCCUACGAAAGACCAGACCUGCUCGGACUGUGUGGUGAAGUACUUUAAGCAGAUAUCAAGUACAUCUUACUCGAGCUAUUCUCCUGGGCUGGCCAGUGAAUGGGCUUCUAUCCAGAAAACAUGUGGGCUAUCAUUUCCAACCUCAAUUCCAGCACUGAAGACGAAUGUGACCGAUUCUUAUGGCUAUGCUGGACCAAAUACAGGUACCAAGGCAGCAUGUCUUUCUGGAAACACUUACACAGUCGUUAGUGGAGAUGGGUGUCAGGGAAUCGCAGAAAAAAAGGGCGUUGCUACAGGAACUUUGAUCGCGCUGAAUAACAUUCUACCGGAUUGCACAAACCUCCAACUCGGUGCGAGCAUUUGCUUGCCACAGACCUGUUCGAUCUACAAGGUCCAGAGCGGAGACACUUGUGACGCGAUAGCUCUUGCACAGAAUACCUCCUUCCAGCAACUCGUCGCUUGGAACCCCACGAUCAAUUCGUAUUGCACGAACCUCAUCGCAGGAUCCAACAUCUGCGCCUCCCCACCUGGAGGGCCUGUUUCAGUGUCUACUAUCCCAGGUGCUACAGUCACACAGACUGGUAUCUAUGCAACUGCCACAAUUACUCCGCCGGGUGCUGUCGGCGCCGGCACCACCAGAAAGUGCGGGAAAUAUUACAAAGUCAUGCCUAACGAUUACUGCCAACUUUUGGCCCUGAAUCAAACAGUGGACCUUAGUCUCUUCUUGGCCAUCAAUCCUUCAAUCAAUUCUGGGUGUACGAAUCUGCUAGUAGGUACGUACUACUGUGUACGGCCUACGCAAGACUGGAACGCAACAACGACUUCAACCACAGUUGCUCCACCUGGACCGACUCCACCAGGGACGACGCCUAAUUGCUACGAAUACUACGUCAUCCAAUCCGGAGACACGUGCUCCGUAGUCCAAAGCCGAUUCAGCAUCACAUUCAGCCAGUUGAGCAAGUGGAACCCAGACCUGAAGUCUGACUGUUCCAAUCUACAACUUGGCGCAGCGUAUUGCAUCAACGCGGCCGCCGCAAGCCCUACAACAACUACAAGUGCCACCCAAACGCUUGCUACACCUAGCGCCCCUACGACCUCUGGAACAACAAGCCAAUGCCUGAAAUACUAUACAAUAGCCAGUGGCGAUUACUGUGCCAAAGUACAAGAUCAGUUCCAGAUCACUUUCAAGCAGCUACAAUUCUGGAACCCCAACAUUCUAGCAGACUGUUCUAACUUGCAACUUGGGGCUGCGUAUUGCGUGCAAGGCGUAGUGCAGCCGUCUGCCAAAGUUAAGAGAGAUAUUGUGGAGGAGGUCGAUUUCGCUGCGUAUGGCUAUGCGAUUGGGUGGCCGGGAGUCAACGCUUGGAGGUACAGUGGUGGUACAAUGUAGGGACUUGAAUAUGAAGAUGGACUUGUAGACUAAAUUGAAUUCAAAAUGCAG
This is a messenger RNA of Cucurbitaria berberidis CBS 394.84, 1949 nucleotides long. RefSeq names its product carbohydrate-binding module family 50 protein. NCBI's taxonomy places the organism in Eukaryota, Fungi, Ascomycota, Dothideomycetes, Pleosporales, Cucurbitariaceae. The coding region runs from base 60 to 1898 and encodes 612 amino acids. The transcript has 7 exons. The record is from RefSeq and is a predicted model, not a curated record.